AUGUCCGCAUACGACGACCUCGUCGCUGGCACACCCUCGAUGCGCAAGGCCCGCGACGCGCAUGACCACGACCAUUUUCAUCACCACGGGCAUAGCGACGACCCCACCGAGGGCCCCCACGGCCAUGUGAAUCAUUGCUUUCAAUACCUGCGGGAGUCGCUGCUGUGCUGCGGCGACACCGCCCUGGAGGGCCAGGGCCAGCGGGCGCAGCCCGGCACCGACGGGACCGGGGCGGUGCAUGAGUGUAAGGACUUCGAUGCGAUCAUGGCGUGGGCGGAUGAGAGACGGAUUAUGGACGGUAAGCAUCCGUGA
This is a messenger RNA of Aspergillus fijiensis CBS 313.89, 312 nucleotides long. RefSeq lists its product as uncharacterized. The transcript has a single exon. Gene Ontology annotation, biological process: mycotoxin biosynthetic process. The record is from RefSeq and is a predicted model, not a curated record. Lineage: Eukaryota; Fungi; Ascomycota; Eurotiomycetes; Eurotiales; Aspergillaceae. The coding region runs from base 1 to 312 and encodes 103 amino acids.